UUCAGUCACAUUUACCUUUCCCCAUGGAUCCUUCAAACAUAAGAGAGAAAAUCGGUCGCUUUCGAAUCCUCAUUAUAGGAAGAGCUAAUGCAGGAAAAACCACAAUCCUACAGAGAGUUUGCAACACACGGGACAAUCCACAAAUAUACGAUAGCGCUGGGGAAAAGAUCGACCUUGAAGUUUUAGCAGCAUCAAAAUCGCGCGAAUUACAUGAUAUUCACAAUGAAAUGGUUUUUCAAAGCAACCCGGGCUUUGUUUUCCACGAUCCACGGGGUUUCGAGGCAGGCAGCGAAUCUGAAUUCGACAAGGUCAAGGCAUUUAUCGCUGACCAUUCCAAGGAAACAAAAAUAACAAAACGACUCCAUGUUAUAUGGUACUGCAUCCCAAUGGACGAAGCAAGCAGGUCGUUUACUGCAGCUGAAAACAAGUUUUUCUCUCAGUGCGACACAGGAAGUAUACCUGUGAUCGUUUUGUUCACAAAGUUCGAUGCCCUAUACGACGUCGCAUACUCACAACUGAAAAAGGAAGGAAGAUCUCGGAAAGACGCUAAAGAAAUGGCCCAAAAACGCGCAGAAGAAACAUUUGCCAAUGGAACACAAUUGAAGUUUCUCCAGAAUGUCCGAUGGCCUCCAAGAGGUCACGUAUGCCUUCCCAAUAUGAACAAAGAUGAUGCAAAUCCAAGGCCACUGAUCGAAUGCACAGCUGGAACGUUGGAUGAUGAACUGCUGGAGCGAUUGUUCGUCUCGACGAACAUGGAGAUCUGCAUGAUACAUGCAAUUGAAAGCACACUCCGAAAACAUCUCGAGACAACCGCAUCUGAAAGCCAUGAGAUGAUGAUAGGGAACUUAGGCGGCUGGUUUCCAUAUAUUCAGGCAGUACGUGUAUCAAUCCUCGUGUGAGCAAGAACCAUGCUGAUCCAAGUCGUUG
Molecule: messenger RNA, 927 nt
Organism: Suillus fuscotomentosus
Lineage: Eukaryota; Fungi; Basidiomycota; Agaricomycetes; Boletales; Suillaceae
Exons: 8
Coding region: 24-899 (291 amino acids)
Molecular function (GO): GTP binding
Source: RefSeq, a predicted model, not a curated record